This is a messenger RNA of Dracunculus medinensis (Guinea worm), 687 nucleotides long. The record is from the annotation of a GenBank genome assembly. NCBI's taxonomy places the organism in Eukaryota, Metazoa, Nematoda, Chromadorea, Rhabditida, Dracunculidae.
AUGAUUGCAAAUACAACGAUAAAAUAUGAAAUUAUCAUCGUCAAUGGAUUUGCCAUAUAUGAUAACUUUGAUUGCAACGAUCAUGUGCUGGUGCCUGCUGUAUCGCCAACUCUUGAAGAACCUAUCUUUGUAAUGAAUGAAGGAAAAGCCAAAGAGCAAAGUCAAAAAAAAUGGAAAAAAGAAGAGGAAAUAAUGAUAACAUAUGUCGAGGACGGAACAUCGAAUCUACCAUUUGUCUUACAGGAUAAACAUGGAAAAUCUUUGGAAGAAACGUCGUCAUUAAAAAAAGAAGAGAGCGAAUCCAUUACAAUUUCUCCACUGAAAAUUGACAGUACUGCGAUCACAAUCAAUUCCUUUGAAAAGAAGAAUACAAUUUUACCGAAAAAAGACGACGUAAAAAUCCGACCAAAAUCCUCAAGUCCGAUAAAGAUAAUUGCGCUAAACGCUGGUCCGUCAAAGCAUCGAGCAACUAUUCAAAAAUUUCCUACAGAGCCAAAAAAUGAUUUUCAAUCAGUUGAUGAGCCAAAAAUGCAACCUCCUUCGAAGCCGAUUACUUUUCUAAAAAAUUCCAAAGGAAUUUAUGGAGGAGUGGUCGGUGCUUAUAAUCAUGAAGCAAUCGGUUGGAGACCUUGGGCUAAAUCAUCGAAUACAUUUUCAAAUUAUCAAACUUUCUUAAAUUCUGACUAA